Molecule: messenger RNA, 1100 nt
Organism: Andrographis paniculata
Lineage: Eukaryota; Viridiplantae; Streptophyta; Magnoliopsida; Lamiales; Acanthaceae
Product: plastid division protein PDV2-like
Exons: 2
Coding region: 115-948 (277 amino acids)
Biological process (GO): chloroplast fission
Source: RefSeq, a predicted model, not a curated record
GCUGCCUGCCCCUCCCUCACCUGAGAGGAAAGCCUUUUCACGUGACGCCUCAGUUUCUUUUCGAUUUCCGCAAUUCGACCUUGUUGCCAACCGCAACCGCAACCGCAGCUUGGAAUGGAGGACGACAGGAUAGGCCUGGUUUUGGCCAAAACUGCGGAGUUGAGGUCGAGGAUUGUCAGUAGCAUCCGCAAAUCAACGGAUGAGUUAGGAGGGAAGGCAAGCGAGUCGAAGGAAUUACAAGUAGGGACGCCUGUGGAAAACCGGGAAGACGACGAAACCGAGAGUCUUAUCAAUGUUAAGGACGCUCUUGAAUCCAUCGAAGGACUGCUCUCUUCUCUGCAGGAUCUUCAGCAACGACAAUGGUGUGCCAAGGAAUCUGCCUUGGUCGAGAUCGAGUACAGCCGCAAGAAGCUGCUCAACGAGCUGAAGGAAUACAAAGGCAAGGAUUCAGAAGUCAUACGUGAGGCAAUUGCAUUUGCAGGCGAAACAGAGGAUAGCAGCAGCGAUCUGAUUCUUCCACCAUAUCCCACCCGACCUCACCUGGACAACGUAUAUCCCCCAGCUCUUCCUUCCACAGAUAAAUUCGCCCAAAAUGGAGAUACAGGUAGUCCUCAUGAAUCUGAGGAAAGGGGGGGCGUGUUUAAAUGGGUGAAGGCCAUGAUAGGUGCUGCAGCAAAAACAUCAUUGACUGUAGUCGGGAUUGUUGCCAUCUUGAGUUUGUCGGGAUUUGAGCUGAGGCUGAGGAGACCGGAUAAUCGAUUCGAGCUUUCACAAGUAUUGAAAGUGCAAGGAAAUGGAAAUGAUGAGAAGGAAGCUCCACAUGAGUGCCCGCCCGGGAAAGUUGCGGUGGUGGAAAAUGAUGAAGUACGCUGUGUUGUCAAGGAAAGAGUCGAAAUCCCUUUCGACUGUGUGGAUGCUACUCCUAAUGUGAGGUAUGGUUUAGGAUGAAUUUGAAAAUAGAUAACGCACGUUACUACUACAUGCAUAUAUACAUUUUGUUGCGAGUAAGAUGGUAUGGUAAUUUGUUUGGAAGAUGGUACAGUACUGUAUUGUUGCCUUAGGCUGGUCCAGAUUAUUGGGUUGGGAAAAUUUGAUCGGCA